GACAAACUCAACAGUCUUGGUUGAGCUACUUGAGAGGACAAGCAAGUUGUAUGGUUUUAACAACGUACUGAGAGUUGCUGGGCAUCUUCCACAUGCAAGUGUGAAGUACUUUGUCUGACUUGUCACCUCGUACAGUGGCUCAAGACUGUGAAAGAUGAGAAGUAGCUUGGCAAUCCUUGUUCUUGCAUACGCGACCUGUGCAGUAUCUGAGCGUCUGAGGGUGCUUGAAGAUAUUUGCAAUGGCUUCACGUUGACCACCAGAGAAGGUCAAGCCAUCGAGCUGAAGGCCAGAAAACAGCCUGGGCAGAUCAUCGACACCUUCGCCUUCGGCAACAAGUUUGAGAUUGAAGUGCUUUUGCUUCGCCUGUAUGAAAUGGGAGAUGAAGUUGCUGAGUUCCACAUAGUUGAGGGUGAUCGUGACUUCACUGGAUCUCCCAAGGAGUAUGAGUUUGAUCUGGUGCGUGGGAAGUUGGACGCGUGGAAGCACAAGAUCACCUAUCACAAAGCCAAGAUCCCUGCUGGAGUGAAGGACUACGACUUGCAAAAUGCUCAGAGGCUGUCAAUGGACUCCGAGAUGAAGUCGACUCCUCGCGAUCCAGCGGAUGUCCUUCUUGAGGGCGACCUGGACGAGAUCGUUCACCAUCGGACGCUCCAGGUUCUGAGAAACUGCGAGCCUGCUUCUGGCGCUUGGAACACGCGCAUCCGCAUGGGCAACUUCUACUACACGAUCGGGUGGACCACGGGUGAUUGGGAACACCCUACCACCGCUUCAUUCUUCAGUGAGGAUCACCCUGCCAAGUGGUCCACCUCAUUCACUUCGUCCACUUCUGGCAUGUCUUCCUUCGCUGAAGCCAAGGCCAUUUGGGAUCGGCCAAAUCUGCUGAGCUCCAGAGAUGGCCCCACUGGUUGGCACCUGGGUUGGAUCCUGAAUGGUGCUGAGGGCUUGGCUCGAAAGAUCUUUCUCCUAGUCGAAGGUCGACCAGUGUGGGCCCGAGACUACAAGGAUGAGGCUGCGCUGGCCAAGUUCCUGAAGAGCUCUUUCUAUGCCAACCCUCAAUCCUACGACUACAAGAUUUAUCCAUCCCAAGUGCAUAAAGAUGAUGUGCCACAGGCUCUUCUUGAACACCCUGAAGAGUUUCCUACCAUCUUGCGUGGUGUCACCCUUUGACACGCCUGACUCUGAAAGACAAAAAGGCUGCAGCCAGACGGUGUGCAUUGUUUGAACCAUGCAGCGCUGCAAAAACGAUCUGUGAACUUCCACAGCAGAGAAGACAUGGAGGUUUCAGAUAGCGACAGGGCUCAAAUGUACUUGCGCAUUCACAGCCAAAGGGUUGAGUAUUUUUCUGUAGGUGCCAGCCGCACUGAGCCAAACAAGUCCUUUUUUGGAUGUGCCAUGACGAGAUGUUGCAACAGCUCUGUUGCAACUCGUGAGAAGAAGCGCUUUUCAAUGCUUACUCUGGCAAAGUUGGAUAGUCUCUACGUCGGAAGAUCAUCAGGCCAAGAGCUGCCUUCGCUUGCCUUCGCUUCAGCGCAGGUGAGCACGUGACUAGUUGGAUUCCAAACUGCACGAAGUGCAGUUGGCGCUUGAUCCAAAGGGUAGAACCAGCGCCUCCUACGACUCAAAGGAGUGCGGCAGCCAGUUGCACAGGAGCCGCCCCAGGGCUUCCGCCUCUCCGGAAGACGCGAAGGAUUUGUGAGGCCGUGUAGAGC
Molecule: messenger RNA, 1710 nt
Organism: Durusdinium trenchii
Lineage: Eukaryota; Dinophyceae; Suessiales; Symbiodiniaceae
Source: the annotation of a GenBank genome assembly